AUGGAAACUUUUCAUAUAUACCUACUCAUCUGUAACAUUAUCAUAAAUAUCCUGGAUCAAUUUUACUCUGUAUCAUGGGAAUGCUAUUGAUUUUCCAUCCAACCAGUGCCAGCACGCUGUAGAAUGGACUACUACACUACAAGACUCAGAUCGCCGCUGAAUCAAGCAGGGACCAUAAAGAAGAGAUCGGUACCAAUGUUUUAGUCUAACUAGAGUCAACAUCCACCGCAGAAACGGAGUUUAUACAAACCACGAUGAACUUCUUAAGAAGACGGUUUAGUUCCGGGGACCUCCAGGGGGAACUGAAAGACCGCGACGAAAAUAUCAACGUUCUGAACUUCAAGAAGGGCCCCUCCCCUAGUGCCCCAAGCUCGCCCUCCCGGUCUACCAGCGUGUCAGGAAUGACCCACCCUGGCGCCAAUAAACCCCCCUACAACAAGGACCGAUGUAAGAUCCUCCUGGUGGUGGACGAUCAGCAUACGGACUGGUCCAAGUAUUUUGUUGGAAAGAAGAUAUUUGGUGACUGGGAUGUUAGGGUAGAACAGGCAGAAUUCAGUGAAAUCAAUUUAGCGUCUUAUUCUGACACGGGAACAAUGGUUGACAUCAAAGUCACGAGGAACGGAACCAGAGUUGUUAGGUCCUUCAAGCCGGACUUCCUGUUGAUCCGACAGAGCGUGAAAGAUGCCUGUGAGGACUGGAAGAAUAUUCUGUUAGGAUUCCAGUAUGGCGGAAUCCCUAGCAUCAACUCCUUACACUCACUGUACAACUUCCAAGACCGGCCAUGGGUGUUUGCCCAGUUGAUUCGAAUUCAGAAGAAGCUCGGGAAAGAGAACUUUCCUCUGGUAGAGCAAGCCUACUACCCCAAUCACCGAGAAAUGCUUAUCACACCUAAAUUUCCUGCAGUCGUAAAAAUUGGGCAUGCACAUUCUGGUGUAGGAAAAGUCCGAGUUGCGAACCACCACGACUUCCAGGACAUAGCGGGGGUGGUGGGCGUGAGUCGAUGUUACUCCACCACCGAGCUUUAUGUGGAUACCCUCUAUGACGUCCACAUCCAGAAGAUUGGAAAUAAUUACAAGGCGUACAUGAGGAAGUCAAUAUCGGGAAAUUGGAAGGCGAAUACCGGGUCUGCUAUGCUUGAACAGAUUGCGAUGAAUGAAAGAUUUAAGCUGUGGGUGGACGAGUGCAGUCUGAUGUUCGGAGGGCUAGAUAUGUUAGCUCUGGAGGCCGUGCAAGGAAAGGACGGGAAGGAAUACAUCACCAGUCUCAACGACUCCUCCAUGACUCUUCUGGGAGAGAGCCAAGAGGAGGACAGGCGACAUAUCGUGGACUUGGUUCUGGCAAAAAUGCAGCAUUGUUUGAAACCUACUCCGUCUCUCAGAGCUGUUAGCCGAGCCAUUAGUACCAGCGGUAUUAUGCACAAUUACAUGAACGGAAAUAGGGAUUCCUCUUCAAGUACCCAUAAUCCCCCACCUAGACCUUCACCACCACAAACUUCCCAGACUCAGCAACAUCAGCAACACCAGACUCACCAGCAACAACAACAGCAACAUCAUCAGCAACAACAACACAGACAAAACGGCCCGGCAUCACAAAACCACCCACCCCAGUUUUCUAUAGGGGGUGGGUCUGAAAGAACAACCUCCACGGACGAAGAGGAUACAAUGAAAAACUUACGAAAAACUUUUGCUGGAAUAUUCGGAGACAUGUAGCCCACACAUAUUGAAGUAGUAUUAUAGUCGAGCAAGAUUGACCUAGAGCAAGCAUGUCAGUUGGUUCGUUUUGAAUAACAGUGACGUCAUAAGCAAGCGUCAUGAGCACCCAGAUUCUAGUCGAGCUCGAAUGGCAGUAUGCACUGACGGGACGGGAUGGAUGUACCUCAGUAUUCCAUUAAGUUUUAAGUUAAACUCUAGUGGGUGUAAGACACCUCUGUGGAUUAUACCAAGCCAUAUUGGUGCAUUAAGUGUUCCGAGUUUUGUUAUCAUAAAUAUGUACAUAGUGGUUUAGAUAUUUAGAAUGUCUCGCUUAAAAUUAUCUGGUCAUGGCUUCAAAAUAUAAUAGUGUACUGUAGAGGUGAUUAGCAUAAAAAGUAUUUUAUUCCUCUAUCCUUGAUAAUAACACAGUUCUUACGGCUGUUAUUAGAAGUGUUAAGUUUCUGUUAUGUUUAGAAACUUUAAUGUCAUAGUUCUUUGGAUUUGCAACGAUCACUAUAAAUUGAAAUUCAGAAUGAACGUAACUAUGCUUGGAUCGUCUUAUAUACUGUAUUUAAGACUUGAUUAUUGAUGGGAUUUAAACACCCAUGGUAACGAAUGAGAAAAGUGUGGAAUAUAUGAAAAUAUUGUUAUCCUAAGUGUUAAAUUCGCUAGGUUUCUAUGAAUUUGUUUCUAACAAGUGAACUUGAUGAAAAUGUAUAGUCAAGGUUUUUAUGCGUUUUCAAACGAGAAUACCUACACUGUUUAUAUGCAUAUGAGGGUAGAAAGUAACUGCUGUAAAUGGUUUUAAAUGUGGCGGAUGGUCAUAACCUUUUUUCAGCCUAUAUAAACUUCCUUGAAUAAAAGAGCUCUGAUUAAAAUACAUGACUGUAUAGAAAAAUUAUGUUAAAGAUCAUACCUAGAAUUAGUGGAUUUACUGUUAAUUUUAUAUGGCUAGAAUGGUCAUGUUUAGAAUUUUCAAGUCGACCUGGCGAGUAAUGAUUCGUUGACCAUCCAUCCAUUCUUCCUAAUUAAUGUCGUACAUGGUCAAAUAUAAAAACGGGAAUGUCUAUCAAUCUUACCCUUGCGGCAUUUCUUUGAUGAAUUUUUGGCUUUAUGUUUUGAAGCCCUUAUGAAAUAGUUUGCAUUUUGGCAUUAAAAUCAUAACACUCCAUCUUCAAACUCUUUCAGUUAAGUGGGCUGCAUAUCGAUUUUUCUUUCUUUCUGGUCACAAACUGUUCUUGAAUUUUCGCCGUACGCUUAAUUUGCGCAGCCUCACAAGAACUUGGUUCCUGAAGAAACUCGACCUCAAUCAUUGCAGGGAACUUCAGGGACAUCGAGGAAAUAAGCGAGUUAAUAAAUACCAUGGGACCUGUCUAGAUAGAAAGCCUUUUUUUACCAAGGCGAGCCAAUGAAGAGGCUUUGCACUUAUUUGUAAUUUCGGAUUUUUUUUAUAACAAAAAAAAAAAGAAGAAGAAAAAAAGGAGGAACCUUUCACUGCUAUGUUCAUAUAUCCAUACAGUGUUCUUUUUUUCACUGACUAAGACUGAAUGAUUUACUACAGAUGCUGUGAUUAAACGUUUCCUUUUCUUUCACCGAAAAGGCUUCUAAACGGAGUUGAAAUGUUAGUUGUCAAAUUACAAAGUUUUGUUAAUCUGUUACUUAGAAUUGUUUAUAACUGUUAUUUGGUUUUGACUGUCAUGCAUAUCAUCUGUUUGGGUUGACUUCUUUAAUUGUUGAUUAUUAUAUUAUCAUAAUACUCUCUUAUUAUUAAAACUGCAAUCUACGUUAUAUAUGUAUAGCGGCUAAAGUAGUGGACCUGUCUGUUUCCUUCUGCUGAGUUUAUGCAUCACCCACUGGUGUGUUCAGAAUAACCUUACUUCUAGAGCUGUGUAGUUGACUGUAUUCAGGUAGAUCGUGUACUGUAGAGAUUUCCAUGUGCUCCAAGGCUGUAAGCAAUACAGUUGCUGAAACCGUA
Molecule: messenger RNA, 3666 nt
Organism: Magallana angulata
Lineage: Eukaryota; Metazoa; Mollusca; Bivalvia; Ostreida; Ostreidae
Product: synapsin-like
Exons: 13
Coding region: 255-1709 (484 amino acids)
Biological process (GO): neurotransmitter secretion
Cellular component (GO): synaptic vesicle membrane; synaptic vesicle
Molecular function (GO): ATP binding
Source: RefSeq, a predicted model, not a curated record